UCGUUUCCCACAGAGAUGUAAUAACUUCCUGUGCACAUACUGGCGACUCUCUGUUGGUGUGGAAGGAUGAAGAUAUACUGGACAUUCAUGUUUUUGAUCGGACUGGUCUUUUGUCAAGGCCCAGAGCCCGAGACCUCGACCUCCACUAGCACGGUGACUGUUCGGGAGGGAGAAACAGCAAUACUACCAUGUACUAUCAAGUUUAAGGGACGUUACAUGACAGUUUGGACAGAUGAAGACUCCACGUUAUUGACGUUUGGGGACAGGCGAAUUAUUGACGACCCACGCAUAUCCUUGGACAGACCUUCCUUAGACGAAUGGAACCUCCACAUAAGAUCUGUGACCAAAACUGACCAGGGUCAGUACACGUGUCAGAUUAACACUAAUCCAGUGAGACUGAUGCCCGUGGAGCUGGUUGUAACAGGAACGGAUUUGGACAUGCCUACAUCAUCGGAUUAGCUUGAGAGAGAUGAUAAAAGGGAAGAAGGAGUAAAGAACAGUGGAGAGCAAGAAGAGGACACAUCUGUCCUUUCCUUGGUCAGGAGCUGCGUGUAUUUUGUGUCAUGUGAAAAAUAAAGUGACAGUCAAAGG
Messenger RNA from Haliotis rubra (blacklip abalone), 591 nucleotides. Its product is annotated as cell adhesion molecule 3-like. The record is from RefSeq and is a predicted model, not a curated record. Gene Ontology annotation, cellular component: neuron projection membrane. Lineage: Eukaryota; Metazoa; Mollusca; Gastropoda; Lepetellida; Haliotidae. Bases 67 to 459 code for a protein of 130 amino acids. The transcript has 4 exons. Gene Ontology annotation, biological process: synapse organization.